AUGGGUCCCGUCAAAGAACAUUGCAAGAGAGACAAAGUGAAACCAACCAAGACAAACGGGCACAGACAGACAUUCACCAGUCGGUUGAAGGAUCCACAGAGAAGACGACAGGGUUUGGAGGGUGGCAAAGGCAGAGGGCGCAGGGCAACUUUCCCUAGAGGCGAGACUCCGCCCUCUCUCACCAUCCCGCAUGUUCUUGCUCUCCUCUCCUCAGACAUGCCGUUCUUCGGGUCCAAGUCUCUGCUGCUUGUCAUGGCUCUCAUUAUUCCCUCUGAUGAUGUGGCUGAGACAUUUACAGAAGACCCCAAUCUGGUGAAUGACCCUUCUACAGAUGCAACAGUUCUGGCUGAUAUCACACCUUCCACAGAUGACCUGGCCUCAGCUGGUGACAAAAAUGCUACUGCAGAGUGCCGGGAUGAGAAAUUUGCUUGCACAAGACUGUACUCUGUGCACCGGCCAGUCAAACAGUGUGUCCAUCAGGUCUGCUUCACCAGCUUGCGGCGUAUGUACAUCAUCAACAAUGAGAUCUGCUCCCGACUUGUCUGUAAGGAGCACGAGGCUAUGAAAGAUGAGCUUUGCCGGCAGAUGGCUGGCCUGCCUCCAAGACGACUCCGUCGCUCCAACUACUUCCGACUUCCUCCCUGUGAAAAUAUGAAUUUGCAGAGACCCAGUGGUCUGUGA
This is a messenger RNA of Arvicola amphibius (Eurasian water vole), 681 nucleotides long. RefSeq names its product microfibril associated protein 5 (gene Mfap5). The transcript is spliced from 9 exons. Gene Ontology annotation, cellular component: microfibril. Lineage: Eukaryota; Metazoa; Chordata; Mammalia; Rodentia; Cricetidae. The coding region runs from base 1 to 681 and encodes 226 amino acids. The record is from RefSeq and is a predicted model, not a curated record. Gene Ontology annotation, biological process: embryonic eye morphogenesis.